Cyphellophora attinorum is the source of this 1101-nucleotide messenger RNA. RefSeq names its product Mating-type switching protein swi10. The record is from RefSeq and is a predicted model, not a curated record. Gene Ontology annotation, molecular function: damaged DNA binding; single-stranded DNA binding. Gene Ontology annotation, biological process: UV-damage excision repair; meiotic mismatch repair; nucleotide-excision repair. Gene Ontology annotation, cellular component: ERCC4-ERCC1 complex; nucleotide-excision repair factor 1 complex; nucleus. The transcript has a single exon. Lineage: Eukaryota; Fungi; Ascomycota; Eurotiomycetes; Chaetothyriales; Cyphellophoraceae. The coding region runs from base 1 to 1101 and encodes 366 amino acids.
AUGGCAGAGGAGUUCGAUGACGCCGACUUCCUCGCCGCGGUCAAUGCUGCCGACCGAAGCGGCACCGCUGGCCGGUCUGGCCCCAGCAGCGAUGGACCAACACGCGUAGUGCAGCCAAAACCGCAAGCACUUCCCCAGCGUCAAGGUCCCUCCGCAAUCCUCGUGUCGACGCGUCAGAAGGGCAACCCCAUCCUGAAUCAUGUCAAGUCGCUGCCAUGGGAAUACUCAGACAUUCCCUGCGACUACGUCCUAGGCGCCACAACAUGCGCACUGUUCCUUUCGUUAAAAUACCACCGCCUGCACCCUGAGUACAUCUACAGUCGACUACGAGCACUGGGGAAAUUGUACAAUUUGCGGAUACUGCUGACCAUGGUAGACAUCAACAACCACGAGGAGGCACUCAAAGAGCUCUCCAAGACGUCCAUGAUCAACAAUCUCACUGUGGUUCUCUGCUGGUCGGCUCAGGAAGCAGGACGAUAUCUCGAGCUCUUCAAGUCCUAUGAGCACGCCUCGGCGGAUUCGAUGCGGGCACAUCAGGCACGGAAUUACGAGGAUAGUUUGGUGGAGUUUGUGACGACGCCGAGGAAUAUCAAUAAGACGGAUGCGAAUAGUUUGAUCAGCAAUUUUGGGUCAUUGAGGGCUGCUGUCAAUGCUGAGCCGGAGGAAUUAGCGUAUGUGCCUGGCUGGGGCGAGAAGAAGGUCAAGGCUUGGUGUAAUGCGGUGCGAGAGCCGUUCCGGGUCAAGAGGGCAGAGAGGACGAAUGUUGGGCUGUAUCGAGAGGCUACGUCUAUGACGGAUGGUGGCAGUGGCAGUGAUCACAGCCGUGGUGUCACACCUGUGCCGAUCUCAAGUGUGCCUUCUCUGAAGCACUCGAACACCACUCCGACUAUGUCCAGGGAGAACACUAGACCGGAAGGCAGCAACAAGCGACCGAGACUGCAGGAGAUCAGUCCAGAUGACGACGAUGCGGACGCUAUGGCAGAGAUCGAGAACACGAAUGGCUCUUCGAGUCACGCAGAUCGAGCAAAGGAGAAGCCGAAUGAGCCGGUGCUUGCCAGUGGUGUGGCUGCCGCUCUUGCCAGACUACGCGACAACUCCUGA